GUAUUACGUAGGAUAUAUAAUACAUACACAUUCUGUCCCUUCCAAUACGAAUCGAUCAACAUGAUUGCCUUUCUCACCUGUGUUUUUUGUGUCUGUUUUGCCUCUGCUUUCUCCGAAGUUUCUGCAAAUCCCACUUUAUUGUUUCAGGGGUUCAACUGGGAAUCGUGGAACCAGGACGGGGGGUGGUACAAUGCGCUUCUCAAGGUUGUACCUGACUUGGCAGCUGCAAACGUCACUCAUGUAUGGCUGCCUCCUCCUUCCCACUCAGUUGGACCUCAAGGUUAUCUUCCCGGAAGGCUCUACGAUCUCGACGCUUCGAAAUACGGCAAUGGAGGGCAGCUCAAAACCCUAAUCGGAGAACUGCACCGCCGCCGCAUCAAAGCGGUGGCGGACAUCGUGAUCAACCACCGGACCGCCGAGAAGAAAGACGGCCGGGGAAUUUACUGCAUCUUCGAAGGCGGAACCCCCGACGGCCGCCUCGAUUGGGGGCCGUCGUUCAUCUGCAGAGACGACACGGAAUAUUCCGACGGUGCCGGAAACCUAGAUUCCGGCGCUGGGUACCCUCCGGCGCCGGAUUUGGACCACCUGAACCCGACGGCGCAGAAGGAGCUCUCCGAUUGGAUGAACUGGCUGAAAUCGGAGAUCGGAUUCGACGGGUGGAGAUUCGAUUUCGUUAAGGGGUACUCGCCGGAGGUGAUGGCGAAGUACAUGAGCAACACCUCGCCGGAGUUCGCCGUCGGGGAACUGUGGAAUCCGCUGGCGUACGGCGGCUCCGACGGGAGGCCCGAUUACGACCAGGACGGGCACCGCCGCGAGCUGGCGGCGUGGGCGAAGAACAGCGGCGGCGCAAUUAGGGCUUUUGAUUUCACGACGAAGGGAAUCCUCCAGGCGGCGGUGGAGGGCGAGCUAUGGCGGCUGAAAGAUCCGGCCGGAAAGGCUCCUGGAUUGAUUGGAAUCCAGCCGGAAAAUGCAGUGAGUUUCAUCGAGAAUCACGACACCGGAUCGACGCAGAGGAUGUGGCCAUUUCCGGCGGACAAAAUCACGCAGGGAUACGCUUACAUCCUCACUCACCCCGGAGUUCCAUGUCUGUUUUAUGACCACUUGAUGGAUUCGGGAAAGAAGGAGGAGAUACUGAAGCUGGUAGAGGUGAGGAUGAGAAGCGGAAUCUCGGAGACUAGCGCAGUGGAGAUUCUGGCGGCGUACGGAGACUUGUACGUGGCGAAGAUUGACGAUAAGGUUAUUACUAAGAUGGGGCCGCGGCUGGAUCUCGGAAACCUAAUUCCGCCGGAUUAUAAGGUUUCCACCUCUGGAAGUGACUAUGCCGUUUGGGAGAAACAGACCCAUGGAUAGAUACUGAUGCUUGAUCAAUUAAUUAAUUCAUUGGCUAAAUUGCAUCAAAUUUCUUAUGGUUUCAUAAAAUUGUGCAAAAUUUUUUGUAUUUUUAAAAUUGCAUC
Andrographis paniculata is the source of this 1454-nucleotide messenger RNA. Its product is annotated as alpha-amylase. Gene Ontology annotation, molecular function: calcium ion binding; alpha-amylase activity. Bases 61 to 1350 code for a protein of 429 amino acids. NCBI's taxonomy places the organism in Eukaryota, Viridiplantae, Streptophyta, Magnoliopsida, Lamiales, Acanthaceae. The transcript is spliced from 4 exons. Gene Ontology annotation, biological process: carbohydrate metabolic process. The record is from RefSeq and is a predicted model, not a curated record.